This is a messenger RNA of Eimeria mitis, 2223 nucleotides long. RefSeq names its product ATP-dependent RNA helicase, putative. Gene Ontology annotation, cellular component: cytoplasm; nucleus. Gene Ontology annotation, molecular function: carbohydrate binding; protein tyrosine phosphatase activity; protein tyrosine/serine/threonine phosphatase activity. NCBI's taxonomy places the organism in Eukaryota, Apicomplexa, Conoidasida, Eucoccidiorida, Eimeriidae. Gene Ontology annotation, biological process: protein dephosphorylation. The record is from RefSeq and is a predicted model, not a curated record.
AUGCGGACGUGGCGGUUGUACGUGUCAUACUUUUUGGAUGUAUACACUGUUGGAGCCUGUAGAAAAGAUGUUCCUGGCUCCAAAGGUUCCCUUUUGGCUUGCCUGGUGUUGCGACACUGCUGCUGUUACCUCUGGUUUUGCUGUCCAGACGUGGCAAUACUACACGGCGGGAUGCAGCAGGGCGAUCGCCUUGCCGUGAUGCGCCGCAUGCAACACCACUUUUUGGGCGACUCGGAUUCCUCUCGGACCCCGUUGGUGCUGGUGGCGACGGACGUCGCUGCUCGAGGACUCGAUUUUCCUCCUGCGCUCUCUCUAGUUGUUUGUUACGACGCCCCACAUGACCCUGAGGUUUAUGUACAUCGUGUAGGCCGCGCUGGCAGAGCUGGCCGCUCGGGCCUCGCAUGGUCGCUUUUGACAAAACAGGAGAAGCGCCAAGCAGCCUUUGUCGUGGAGAAAAUGGAGACGUCCGGACAAACUGUCCCACGGUCCUUGUUAGAGUUUGCCAUGCAGUUCCGUAAGCACUUUUACAGCCUGUACAUGACUCCUUUCAACGGCGGCUGCCACACGGCCGGCCACAGCGGAUACCCCGUCUGCGGGUCGACCAACAAGAGAGGCCGGUGGGACAGCAAAGAGCAAAGCAGCAGCAGCAAUAACUCGGCAAACGAUGAAUCAGGAACUGCCUCUGGGGGAUCAGAGGGACGGAGGGGUGCAUUGAACUUCGCAAAGCGCGAGCAGAGGCGGCAGCAGUGGCUUUCGACGCUUGAAGCCCGAAGGGACCAGCGGCAGCAGCUGGAGCAGCAACAGCGGAACCGACAUCGCCGAGAUAGGAGUCCCUCCCCCCGUCGCUCCUUCAGAGAACGUCCCCAGCAGACCCCCCCCGUGGGCCAGGAAGAACGGCAACGUUCCCAGUUGGGAGUGUCCGGGAGCCCUGAGUUCCUAGGAUGCUGGGACCCCUCUCGGUGUCUUCCCUUGCUACCUUAUACCACACCAACUGAAGGCGGAAUGGAACCGAGCCUCUGGUUUGCAGAUGUAGAAGUAGACGAGCAACGGCUGGGAGCUUGUAGGGCGUCAGCAACAGCGGGAAGUGAAUGCAACAGUGCUCAACGGGACAGCCCCAAAAGUCCUCGCGACUCCUUUUCAGAUCGACUCAUCGCCGCCGUCGCGAGGAAAUAUUCACCUCUUGCGGGAAGCAUGUGCUCAGGAAGUCUUCCUGAUAUGCGCCGCACAACAAACGAUGAAACGUCAAGUGUCACGGCGGCCGCUACCUGCCGCAUUGACCACCGGUCACCGGAGAUUAUUGCCAUACUGGAUAGCCACCCCCUCAAAAGUGUGCAGUUCGAAUUCAAAUUUAUUUUGUGGACUCCGGAAAGUCCCGUCGCGCCCUACGUUCCGAACACGCCGGGGGAGCCUUUUCAGUGCGUCGCCUACGGCAGCCCGUUCUGUACUUGGCGCACGUGGUUGUUUCCUCCCCCUCCUGCUCAGCGCGCAGUGCCCCCUUCAAAGGCCAUGCAUGUGGUGUGGGAAGGCAGUGGCCCCAGCAGCAAUAGGAAGUUCUGCUUUGACCCGAUGGACGUGGUUGUGGAUGAGUGCGAAAGCGGGAACCUCGAAGUGCUCUACCUUUGCAAGAUCGCACGGUUCGAGGACCCACGAGCUGAUAGCGCCAACGAGUACGGCCACACGACGCGUUUCUACAAUACCGUCAAGGCUGAAGGGCGUAUGGACUACUCGCGCAUUCUGCCCAACCUAUAUGUGGGGUCAUGCCCCCGUCAGCUCAAACACAUCCGCCAGCUCAAGCAGGACUUGAAAGUGACCGCAGUUUUCAACCUCCAAACUACAGAAGAUAUCAAAAACAAUUUUCCUGACCCCAUUGCGAGCACGCGGACACCAGAAGCAGUGGGCCAGCUAUAUGAAUCCGCUGGCAUGCGAUACGUUUGGAUGCCUACAGAGGAUAUGAGCGACGCCUGCCGCAAGCUUGCAGUGGCACAGUGUGCACUAGUUUUGGAUGCCUUAAUCCGGAACGGCCACACGGUAUACGUUCAUUGCAACGCAGGAGUGGGGAGAAGUGUUGCUGCAGUCAGCGCGUAUCUGUGCUUUUGCGUCGGCAUCGACCAGCGGAAGGUAAAUUUUUUGGUCAGCACCCGGCGCCCCGUCGCCUACUGGGACGAGAAAGCGAUCAAGGCUGGUCUUUUAGACUACCAAGCUAAAUUCGGCAAAGCAGGCUAA